Messenger RNA from Rasamsonia emersonii CBS 393.64, 1437 nucleotides. RefSeq names its product KH domain RNA binding protein. The record is from RefSeq and is a predicted model, not a curated record. The transcript has 2 exons. Gene Ontology annotation, biological process: regulation of RNA metabolic process; regulation of gene expression. Gene Ontology annotation, molecular function: mRNA binding. Gene Ontology annotation, cellular component: nucleus; cytoplasm. NCBI's taxonomy places the organism in Eukaryota, Fungi, Ascomycota, Eurotiomycetes, Eurotiales, Trichocomaceae. The coding region runs from base 1 to 1437 and encodes 478 amino acids.
AUGUCGGCCUCGCCUUCCACGCUGCCGUCGACCAAGCGUCCUCUCGAGGACCCGUCCUCCCCGUCCGGUCCCAACGAUCAGCCUGAAGCCAAGCGCCCGGCCUUGGACAAAGUAGUCAGAAACGAUGACCACAGCAAGAGAUCGGAGGAGGCUGCUGCUGGGGCAAAGGCCGACGGUGCUUCUGCACAGUCUACUAGUACCGCGACAAAUGGCGCUCAGGAUACACAAGGAGAUACUGUAGUUACGGAUGCUCCCAAUGGCAAGGACGGGGCGGCAGCUUCGGUCGAGACUCAGCCCAUCCAGUCCACCGCGUCCCAUGCUGACCGUGCUACCUCACAGCCCCCGCAGCAGCAGGCUCACCAGGACGAGAGCUCGUGGAUCCAUAUCCGUGCGGUGAUUUCCAGCCAGGAAGCAGCCACUUGCAUUGGCAAAGGUGGGGAAAAUGUGUCCCAGAUCCGCCGUCUCUCGGGUGCCAAAUGCACUGUGAGCGACUACUCUCGCGGUGCUGUAGAGAGAAUCUUGACCGUCAGCGGCCCCCAGGACGCUGUUGCCAAGGCCUUUGGUUUGAUUAUUCGUACUCUCAACAAUGAGCCCCUUGACGCUCCAUCCACAGCGCAGUCCAAGACAUACCCUCUCCGUCUCCUGAUCCCCCAUAUCCUCAUCGGUUCGAUCAUUGGCAAGGGCGGUUCCCGCAUUCGGGAGAUCCAGGAAGCCUCUGGCGCGCGUUUGAAUGCGUCGGACACGUGUCUUCCUUUGUCUACGGAGCGGUCCCUGGUCAUCCUGGGCGUGGCCGAUGCCGUCCACAUUGCGACAUACUACGUUGCCGCCACUCUCGUCGAGCAGCUGACCGAGCGAUUUGGCGGGCCGGCUGCCUCUGCAUACGCGACUCGAAGCGGCGGUCCUGCCAGUGUUGUGCCUGGUGGGAUGCAGGUGGUACCUUAUGUUCCCCAGCCGGCUGGAGGGCAGUACGGACACCCGGACACCUGGAAGCGACACCACGCCCAGCAGAACCGGGCCGUGCCGGGCCCGUAUGGCGUCCCUUAUCUUCACGGCCAGGCUGCCCCGGCGCCAGUUACGCAGCCACCGAUUCACUAUGCAGCCUCGCCUCGCGGCCCGUACGUGGGAGCUGGUCCUCAUCAGCCUACGCCUUACGGCGCUCCUCAGCCCCAGCCUCAUGCCGCUGCAGGCCAGCCGCUCCCUGGAGUGGUUCCUGGGCAGCCCAUCACGCAGCAGAUCUACAUCCCCAAUGACAUGGUGGGCGCCAUCAUUGGUAAGGGUGGCGCCAAGAUUAAUGAGAUUCGACACCUCAGUGGCAGUGUGAUCAAGAUCAACGAGCCUCAAGACAACAGCAAUGAGCGUCUGGUGACCAUCACGGGGACGCAGGAAUGCAACCAGAUGGCCCUUUACAUGCUGUAUUCGAGACUGGGUAAUAAAUAA